Molecule: messenger RNA, 2510 nt
Organism: Schistosoma haematobium
Lineage: Eukaryota; Metazoa; Platyhelminthes; Trematoda; Strigeidida; Schistosomatidae
Exons: 5
Coding region: 392-991 (199 amino acids)
Biological process (GO): signal transduction
Cellular component (GO): plasma membrane
Molecular function (GO): GTP binding; GTPase activity; GDP binding
Source: RefSeq, a predicted model, not a curated record
AUUCCACAACAUAAAGUUUACGAGGACAUUUUAAAAAAGUUCACAAACUCAAAACAAAUUAGUUUACAGACGACUAUCAACUUGCCUAUUGGAAACUAUAAGUCGAUAUGUGAAUGAAGCUUCAUCUUUCGAUAAAUCCAAAAUAAAUUUGGGUUAGCUGAGAGACUACCAUUAUCAAGACUCAUACAGGCCAUAAAGCAUCCUGUCCUUCCAAAUCAAAACUGAAACUUAUACAUUGUACACCAGCCCGCCAUUUCGGAGCCAGGACAAAAGCUUCUUCUGGAAGAAAUCCGUUUGGGUUGUAUCAAGGUAAACUUAUCUGCAUGGUGUUAUAUAUUCAAGUCAGAGAAGUCGUUGAGCAGAUAAGAUUUUCCAAGAAGUGGUUAUUCAUAUGACUUCUAAGAGGCUACCCGCUGACACUUGUGACAGGCCGCUUUACAAAAUAGUGGUUGUAGGUGAUGGAGGUGUUGGAAAGUCUGCACUAACAAUCCAGUACUUCCAGAGAAUGUUUCUUGAAGAACAUGAUCCUACGAUUGAGGACUCAUACAUCCAAAACGCUGAGAUCGAUAAUGAGCUGUGUAUGUUGUAUGUACUGGAUACUGCAGGACAGGAGGAGUUUAGUGCAAUGCGAGAGCAGUAUAUGCGCAUAGGUCAAGGAUUUAUCAUUGUAUACUCAGUGACAGAUCCUCAGAGUUUUGAGGAAGUUCAGAGAUUUCACAAAGAAAUUUCACGGUGUAAAGACUGUGGUUCUUAUCCUAUGAUAUUGGCAGCAAAUAAGAUUGAUUUGUCUCAACAACGCCAAGUUUCGGAAGAAGAGGGUAAACGUCUAGCCACUUAUCUCCAAGUUCCUUACAUUGAAACAAGUGCUAAAGAUCCUCCAGUUAAUGUAGACAAAAUGUUUCACGAUAUGGUACGAAUUAUCAGAAAACUGCCUCCACCGCAAUUAAUCUCGAAAGGUGAUCGUAAAAAAGUUCGUUGUUUGUUAUUAUGACAUGUUGGUUGGUGUGGAGGCUAAUUAAACUUUUCUCAUAUACUUAAACAAAGCGUAAUCAUCUUCAGUGCCUAGGUGCUUCUUCAAUAUUUGAUAUCAUUGAUCGGUAUACAUCCUGCAUACCCCCACCCUGCCUUCUCAUAUCCUGUUUUCUUCCUAACCGAUUCACAAUGUGCUUCUAGAUGUCUAAACAGAUAUGUAAAAUGAAAAUGUUAAUGAUGGUAUUCCAGUGAAUUUGGCUAAAAUAUCAUAUCAGUUAAACCUGUGAUUUGGUAUUUACUUCCUCCUACUCUUCAUUACCUUCAAUCUCCAGGUUUUUUUAUGCAUCUACUACUAAUAUUUUUGUUAUAUGCUUUGGAACGAUUGCAUUAAUGCGGUGUUAAACAGUAACCAUAAUAAUAACAACCCAAAUUGCGCCGAUCCCACCUAGUUAACCACUUAUUUCCCCCCAUCAUAUUAAACAUGCAUACACAAACACUGACAUUUUGUACAGGAUUUGCUUCGAUCUUUUAUUUCUCUGUAAAACAAGAUUUUUUCCUAACUGUUAUCGGUUAUUAUACUUGUACCUUCCAGUUUCCACUAUUGUAUCAAGUCUUGCAUACGACCACACCAAAGAAAAGUGGCGUUUUCGAAUAAUGUUGAACUUUAAUGCUUCAGUGGUUCUUAUGUGGUAUCUUGUUCCUUAGUAAUAUGUAUUUGGCUGUUCGUAUAGUUUUUAUACUUACCUGAUCAUUUUUUGUACUUAUUUAAUACCAAUGAUGUAAUAGUUCUGCGUUGUGACUGACUUAAGAUGUGAUACUAAAAUCAACAGUAGUAAUAAUAACGUUAAGACUUGUAUGCUUGUUUUUUUUCCGUCAGAAUCAUUUAUCUAGGUUAAUACAACCACUUUUUGUAAAUUCUUUGUUUUCUCUACAAUUCCUGUUUGCAACAUACACAUCUAUGACUGAUUAAGCUUUUGUUUUAUCCUUUGCAAGAUGGUCGUGUAUAUUUCCACUCUGAAAACGUCGAUCAGCUUGCUGUCGAACAUUUGUGGCUUGAUACUCAUCCAGUUCUCAGCGUCUUUACAUCGUAAAUAUCAGUUCUUCCUUCUUUCUGUACUUUUCCGUCUCUAUAUUUGUGUAUCCCCUUUUAUCUUUCCUAUCUAUUAAUCCGUCUCGUAGGUGUUGUACAUUCUACCUAUUGAUUACGUUAAUAAUGUUUUUCUACAAUGUUAUUGUUACUGAUAUGGUAAUUGUGUUGCUUAUUAUCAUCUACUGGGACGCUCUUCGGUAGUUUAACCGCUUAUUUUAACUUCAGGGUGUUCACUAUACUUGUCCAUUUGACUAAACUUCCCAAUGCUGUCCAUUGUCCAUUUGGAAGAGGGCUACAUAUCAGUCAGUCAGUCAGUCAGUAAAAACGUAGAACUUCGUACGUACGUACAUCAGUUCGAGUUGCCACACCACAUUAGCACAGAGAUGCAGUUGUCGAUUCAAAUCCCGUAGUGGUAGAGGUAAUAAGAGUAUAAGCAGUAAUCGGGAAG